UGCCAUAAAAGCCACCGAGAGAAAAUCCACUGGGGAAAUGAACCUGGAGUCCUCAACCCAGCAACAAGGAUCCCUGUCUGCAAAGCAUGGGGACUCUUUGCCCAUACGUCAGUCCUUGAAUCCUUUGCCUCCUUCAGUAAAUCAGCCCAACAGCAAGACACUCACAGCAGAUGAUUCAGGAGACAGCAGCGAACAAAUGGAUUCCACAAGCCAGUGGAGUGAAGUCAGUCAGUUCUAUGGAGGGUCCAGCACCUUUUGCCGUUUUAGUUUGACAAUGGCCGAGCAGUACUUGAGGGAAGAAGAACUACGAGCCCGGCACCAGACUGCCCUCCUUCGACUCCGAGAAAAAGCCCUUCAGGAGAAAACCAAGGCAGAGCUGGCCUGGCUGGAGCAUCGGAAAGGCUGUCUGGAGAAUCUGCGAGACAGUGAGGAAGUGUCUGCUGUAGCUGAGAAGCAGCACAAAAUCCUAACCAGGCUGAAGCAAGAGCAGGCGGAAAUCCAGCACCUGCGAAAUAUCUACAGGGCAGCUCACCAGGAGAGAAAGCUGCUAUUAAAACAGCAGAGAGAAAUCUUACUGAUGCAGCAGUCAACAGCACAACUCCAGCGGGCGCUGCGUGGCUUGGCACAAGGGCCACAGUUUACAAACAGCUCAGCAGAUGCUGAAGAAGCAAUAAAGCAGAAGACUGGGACAAUUUCCAGUCCAGCAAUAUCCUCCAUGCCAGCAGAAGCUACAGCAUACUCACAAAGGCCUGUUCUGUCAAGGAAUGGAAACAGUUGUGCCCAGUUAAAUAAUACACUGAGCAGGAAAUACAAGAGCUUUCCUACUGAGAAAGAGAAAACAUCGCUGCAAGGCAGGCAACAGACAGAGCUGCCUCAGCGGUGGAAGCGAUGUUCAGGUGCACAAGAUCCUGAGGUGUUUGAAACAAUGGCCAAGGAACCAUCUGAUUCCAGUGAUCAAAGCACAAGCCUACUUGUGAUGGAUAAAGACUCUGAAAACACAGAGAUUAAUGCUCUCUUACAUUCGGAACACACAAAUUCAGCCAAAAUGGAUGAAGCUACACUCACCCCUGUUCCGAUAGAAGACAAAGCCCAUGAAUUCCUUGAUUCCGAUCAUAAGGAAAAGAAGUUUGUUUCAAACCGAGCACUAGCCCCUAAAGACAAUGAGGAUAUUAAUUCCCAUGACUGUAAUGCUACCUCAUCCUCAGUGGAAGAAUUAGAAAGUGAUACACUGACAAUGGAAAAGGUGCACAGGGUGCAAGGAGAAAGCCAAGAGACUGCAGGAGAAGACGAAGGCUCAUGCCAUCCAUAUAAGGCUAAUGAUGGUGACAGAGGGUCAGGGUUGAUAUCAGGUGGAACCUCAGCAGUGGAAGCACAGACAGGAAAAGGAAGGCAGUCAGAGGAGCCGAGGACAAAUGUGAACUCCAAACAAGACUCAGACAUCACUUACAUGGGUGUAAAAAAACUCCAGGUGUCUGAAAUCCUUCCACUGCAAGAUGUUCCAGUCAAUGAAAAAGAAGCGAAAGUAUCUGCACCAUAUGAGAAAAAUCCUGCUGAGGACAACCAGCUGAUUAAGCAUGUGGACAAUGAUCCAUGUGAUCCCUCUGAUGAAGAGCAUGCUUUGAAAACAUGUUCAGAGGGACUAGGGUCCACAGUAUCAUCCACUGAAUCACACGACUCCUCUCUGAGAUGUGAGAGUGUAAACUCAUACCACUCCCUCCCUGAAUUUCAUAAAGUGACUGCGGUUCGGUUCAAUGUCUCAGAAAGCUCUGUUUCAGACUCUGAAUUAGAACCUGAGGACACAGAUAUCAGCCUCCCUGAGGAGUUUACCAUCCAGCAACAACUGUGUGGUGGUGAUGAUGCUGAUGUGUUUCCUAACCCUUUGACAAAGGCACAGAUAGCAGUAAGUGACAGAAAUGAAUUAUUAUCCAGUGAUAUAUGUGAUGAACAAGUGCCCCACGAUGAUUGCAAUCGUGAGGCCUCAUCGCUCUUUCAUGGCUCUGAAAAACGUCUUGGAGAUGUUUCAGAAUAUGAGUAUGCUUAUGAAUCACAUUCUGUCACUUCCUCAAACAGCGAAAAGCCAACGAUAAGUGCCUCAGGUAGAGAAGAACCAUUUUCCUUUCAGUUCGAUAACACUGCUAAUGGAAGGAGCAAGCCGUACUUGGAAGCUUCAGCUCUACUGCCUUGCUCAGAAAACUGCAGUGUAAACAAGAUCCCCUCUCAGGGAAAAUCUGAGCAGCAUUCAGAUUCACCAUCCAGCUCCUUAUUGUAUAAUGAUGACUUUUGUACUGAGAAGACCUUUGAACAACAGGGUUCUGCAACUAGCAAAGCUGAAAAGGAUGGGGAAAGUUAUGAUUUAUCUGUUGGUCAGAGUAAAGUAGCAUUCACGUGGUUUCCAUCCGAAAGUUCCCUGAAGCAUCUAGAUGCUGUUCCUGAGCAGUUCAAUAACUGUGUAUUGCUUCCACCUAAAAAAUCCAUGACAAAUGAACAGAUGCCAUUGUUUCCUGUAGACUCUUCACUAGCCUCCAGAGACUCGUCAGGUUUAGAGGAAGCUAAAACUAAUCAGACAGAACUUUUAACUGAAGGACACAUAUCCAACAAACCAAACGAAAUUGCAUCGCCACACUUAUCAGUGCCCACAAGUUCUGAAGAGGCUCCUACAGAAGCUGAAGUCAGUUCAUUUGACACACAAACCUUUCAGAGGGUGGCUGCACAAAAUCAAAAAAACUCAGCAAGAGAAGGACAAACCUUCAAGAAACCUGAGAUGGUGCCGUCUUGUUCUAUCACCUCCAAAAAGCAGUUGCCACAAGCGAGACGCUGCCCUUCUGAGAGUGAAGAUGAUAUGAUUUUUAUCAGUGAUGAGGUUCUGCCUCCUAUUGAUAAAGAUACCUUGUCAGAAAUACUGUCUCCUGUUGAUGAAGUGCUAUCCUAUGGAAGUGUUGAUUUACCAUCAUCUAAUAAAAAAGAUUUGUCAUUGUACAGUGAGGACCUUCCCACACCACCGGAAGAGAUAGGUGGGAUAAAAAGUGGGGACAUUAGCUUCAGCACAGAAGACUUCCCUUCUCCGCCAGAACAAAUGACCUUCUCCGAGAGGAGAGAUUCACACUAUUCUCUGAAUGAAGAUGUGUCAGGACAAACAGACGAGUUACCCUCAUUAGGUGAUAACGCUAUGCCUGAAGAAUUGCCCCCACCAUCUUCAGAGUUAAUGGAUGUUUUUUCAGCUCAGGACGGGACUCUCUCUGGAGGUUGUUGGAGUAAAGAAAUUAUUUCAGGCGGAAAGGAGAACUUAUUAGAACAUGUGACAAUGGAAAACGAGACAACACUGCAGCCAUUAGGCUCACUCUGUAUGUCAAGUCCCACUUCUUCAGGUCAAACCAUUAAAAGGAUGGAACAUUUAAAGAAACAAAGCAAGCCAUUUUUAACGCUGUCCAAAGCUCAGGAAGAUCAUGACAACCCAUUAUUAUCAUUCGAAGUUGGAGACAGAGUAUUAGUGAAGCACAUCCAGCCAGGUACGCUGAUGUUCAAGGGGUGUACCUCUUUUGAUGAAGGCUAUUGGGCUGGCGUGGCACUUGACAAACCAGAAGGUGAUCAUGAUGGAACUUAUGGAGGAGUGAAAUACUUUGUGUGCGCUAAAUAUUUUGGCAUCUUUGUCAGACCUGAUCAAAUUUCACAUCUCUUGGAGGAUAAUGAAAAGAGUUCUGAUUACUCCAGGGAUGAAGACUCGUUCUCUGAUGAUGGAUCAUCCAGGGGGGACUACAAACGUGCUGAUGAUAACCAGCAGGGAACAGGAUAUACAGAGCAGAAACCUGAAGACACAUACAGUGCACGAGGUUCAGCACUGAAAGAAAACAAGUCUAGAUCGCACGCGUCCAUGCCAUCAGGAAAAGAGCACAAAGGACAGUUUCCUACCGAUGAGCGGUAUAUGUCCAAUGAAUUCAUUUGUCAAGCUGACUUUGUAUGUUUAGAAUCAGAGAAGGAAACAACAGAGCUAACACAGAUAAAGAAGGAGACAAUUGCAGAAGGUGUGCUUCCAAUGAGAAAUAAAGACAGUAACACAGAAGAAGUAAACAAGAGCAAACGUAUUAGUUGCUUGUUGAAAGACCAAGAAAGAAAGAAACUGGCUGAUGAUAUCUCAAGCGAGCUCACAAAAAAACUUUUGUAUGACACUUUAAGUGCAUUUUCUGAUACAACCGAACACAAAUAUAAAAGUGCCUUUGAAAGAGAACUGCGGAAUCAUGUUAAAGGCCUAAAAAAAGAAGGCAAUCACAGCACUAGCUUAUCAGAGCGAUCAGCUGAAGUUUUGGAUGUCUUACUGUGUGACUUUGACACACAUAGCAUUCAUGGGCCUCACACAGCACAAACAGUAGCAGAAAAAAUUGUAACUAAAUUUGUAGAUGAUGCAGUGAAAGAAUAUAAGAAAAUUAAAAGGAAACAAGGAGCUAAAGCAGACAUGAUGUUUCACCUAUCUUCUGAGAUUCCUCAAGGCUCUUUGCCAUUCCUUAUUAAGAUCCUCGAUGCUGGUGUUUUUGGAAGCUGUGAAGAUUUUGAUCAGCUCAAUUCUAUCCAACAUACUAAGGAAAUAAAAACUCAAAGGCAAACUCAGCAUAGAUUAGAUCACUGGCACUCAGCUCCUUGGAAGAAAACAAUGGAGGUUCCUCCGGUGGUACCACAUAAUAGUUCACAUGUGAAGAUACUGUCUGCACAUGCAGUAGAUGAACUAUGGACUCCUCAAAACAUUUGUUCAAAUUCUAGGAGGAUCAAUGUGCCAAAGGAUUUUGAAUGUAAUGACAUCUCAGAUGAUGAUCUGGAAGCAGAAAGCAAGAGGAUUUACAAUCAGGUUAUAGUUGAUUUAACUCAUGAGCUGCUACACGCAGAAUAUCAGGUGACAGCAAAUCCAAAUCCUCUUCCGUGGCUCAAAGAAAAUUUGGAUUCUCGCUAUUACAGACAUAUUUGCAGAAACACAGAUAUCAGUGAGGUCAAGUCAUUUAUUCAGGGAGAAAUUAUUAAGAUAAUGAACUUGGAAAAGAACAGCUUGGAGAUGAAGAGGAAACUCCUUAAUAUGACCAAGUAUGGAAAUUGUAAAAGGGACCGAGUGGAUCUUAUUCUGAUUCAGGAGCUCCACAAAGAAGAAUCUCAGUGGACUGACUAUGCUGAGGAUGAAUUAGCUGUGAAGAUGAGAGUUACUGAAGACAUUUUUGACAGCUUGAUCCUUGAUACAAUAGGAGUUCUUAAAAAGAUCUCUCUCAAAAGAACUUCUGAUUAGAUGUUUAUCUUCGAGCACACAGUGGUGCAGGUUUUAAGCUCUGUGAGUUUCAAUGCAAUGGUUCCAUAAGCACAUGCUUAAGAAUUUUUAUUCUGAACUUUGCAUCCAAUACCAGCAUCUCCUGGCUAAGUUAUAUGUUCAUGUUCACAGUGAAAAGGGUGCAAACAAUUGACUUAUAGGGAUGAAAAAAUAUCACACACCCAAAUAUGCACUGUAAAUAAUGUCUUCAUGGCAGCCCCACAUAUUCUGCUCCAAAAGGCCAAGAAAGGGUCAGCCCAAAAGAGGGGCCACCACAUCUGUGGUUAGGCAGAUCCUAUGACCCCCUACACACCUAUAGAGAGGCUGUGGUCAUUGUGGCAACCUACAGGCUGGAGUUGCAGUAGCAGCAGCUACAGAGCUACCAGCAGCUCUUCACUCUGACCCUGGAUUGUGGAAGUGGAUUUGAUCUCCCUAACCCCCUCCAAGCUCUCCCUAAUUUCUCAGGAUUUACGCAGGUGGAAUGGAUUUCGUUCCCAUAUGAGACCACGAUGCCUGCUCUGUGCACUAAUAUCUCGCCCUACUGCUCAUGUGCCUUAGAACCAUGCUGUGCUUUCUGCUGGUUGUGCUAAACCCCUCAGUUUCUUGAGAUAUUUAAGAUUAAAUUGGAGAAAGCAAAAUUAGACUGGAGCAAGAACAUACUAUACAGAAUGAUCCUGCGCUGGCUGGGGUAGGCAAAUGACCAAGUAGGUAUUUCUGUUUUAGUGUCUGUGCUCUUAUGUAAAUGAGACACCUACCAAUUGUUGGUACACUGUGAUGCACUUUAUAUGGGAUACUUCCUAUCAGCAGCCCAGUUUGAUGAAUGCUGUAUAUAUUUAUGAAAAUAAUUAGGCCUUUGGUAUGCAUUUAGCACGUGUGAGUUUGUUUGAAUUAUUAUAAUUCCCCUAAAAAGAAUGUAUGCUGAGCAUGUACGACUUGCCUGGGAAUGGGCAAAAUUGGGAAACUGAGGAAGUAGAGGAGGAAAAUAGGAUGAUCACAUUCCUUGAUCUAGAUAAGGUUUCCAUGUGUGCCCUGUACUUGCAUUUUUUUCAUAUUCAGAGAAGACCAAUGACUUUGUUACUGUUUUAAACAAACAUUGGCCAGUAGAGACUAGGCGUCUGAUUUGUUUGCAUAUGAUUUGUUAAUUGGUAUUUUAUUUAAGUUACCAAUAUACAGAAACUGCUUAAAACUGAGGAAUUAAAUAAUUAGUUCAGUUGAUUUAUUAAAUCUUACUCAU
This is a messenger RNA of Mauremys reevesii (Reeves's turtle), 6512 nucleotides long. RefSeq names its product coiled-coil domain containing 187 (gene CCDC187). Gene Ontology annotation, cellular component: centrosome. Bases 38 to 5260 code for a protein of 1740 amino acids. Gene Ontology annotation, molecular function: microtubule binding. NCBI's taxonomy places the organism in Eukaryota, Metazoa, Chordata, Testudines, Geoemydidae. Gene Ontology annotation, biological process: microtubule anchoring. The record is from RefSeq and is a predicted model, not a curated record. The transcript is spliced from 17 exons.